GUUUUGGGUUUCAAACAAUUCGGAAUAGACAAGUGUAAAGAAGAGUCGCUGGAGAGCGUUAAAUUGGACGCAAGACGCAAACGGUUUAGUGUUCUGCUGAAAGGGAAACCCCAUAAAAGAAAACUGGAGGAACGAAAAGAAAAACGGGAGGAGAAGCAACAGCUUCUGCUUGACGAACAGGAAGCGGACAGCGUGUGUUUCGUUCGGGAGAAGGAGUACCCGUCCCCUCGUGUCGAGUUGGAGUUUCAGCUUCAUGAAUUUCGGCACCCGUCAGUACAGCCAUCAACAACAGCAGUAUCAUCAACAGCAGCAGCAACACCACCACAACCGACAGCAGUUUCGGCGACUGUUGCCGCUGCUGUUGCUGCAGCUACUAACAACACAGGCAGCAACAGCAGCAGUAGCUGCAUUAGUAUCAUCAGCAGCAACAACAACAGCAUCAGCAGCAGCAGUUUAACCAGUAGAGGAACGACAACAACUCAACUGUACAGUCAUCCGUUGAGUAACGAUGGCAGCAGCAGCAGCAACAACAACAACAACAACAACGGCAGUAGCAGCAGCAGCGACAAUGUUAACAACAACAGCAUCAAUACCAGCAAUAAUGGUGGCAGCAACAACAACAACAGUAAUAGCAGUAGCUCCACCAUUUUCCCCGUUGUCACACCAACCACGGCUGCAAGUCCCGUUCGACCACGAAACUUACAGCAGCAACCGCAUCCUCAACAGGCCCCAAGCAACACAUAUUUUCAGCAGCAGCAACAACACCAGCAGCAACAACAACAGCAGCAGCAACAACAACAACAACAACAACAACAACAACAACAACAACAACAAAGACCACCUUUAAGUCAAACACAAACGACGCCGAUCCAAUUAAAAGUGCAAUCUCAACAACAACAGCAACAACAACGCCAACAUCUUGACUUGCUUAACAACCAGCAUCGUCGUGCACCACCCCAACAACAGCAACAACAACAGCCGCAGCCACAACAACAGCAACAACAACAACAACAACAACAGCUGCAACUGAAAAACAUUGACAGAAGAUCCAACAAUCUCACAACUGCGUCUGCGAUUAAGACUAACAACAGCAGCAGCAGCAACACAAGUACAAGCAGCAGCGCUAGCAGCCCUCACAACGACACCAUUUCACCGUCUCACAACGCUGCCAGGAACGUUCUGGGUACAAGUGUGACCAACCCCAACGCCACUGCCGCCAACACCAACACCAACAACAAUGGCAGCAGGUGCGCUAACCAAGUGACUACCACCACUCAGAUGUCCUCGCAGACACCGGCCGUUUCAUCGUCCGGUGCUCACAAUCCAGUGCAGUCACCGGCGUUAGAACUGAGACGGCUGGUCCCGCAGCUGAAACCACCUUCGCGAAAGGUGUACCAUCACCACCACUACUAUAACCACAACCAUCGUCAUCAUCAGCAGCAAUCACACCAACAACUACAGCGACAACAGCAGAAAAAGCAACAGCAACAGCUGCGCUUGCAAUUGCAGCCGAGCAGCUUUCAUGCUCAGUUUGAGGCGCAACGUCAACGGGUCCAGAACCCUCAGUUGACAGAAACUUCGCCAGCAGCAACAGCGGCAGCAGCAUCUACACCACCGCCACCACAACCACCACAGCCACAAACACAAACACAACCAAAUGCAUUAUCACAACAACAACAACAGCAACAACAACCGGCAGCGUCAAGACAACAACAACUGCAGCAACAGAAACAACAAUUUCAAUUGCAACUCUUACAAACACAACCGCAGCCUCAACCACAACAACAACCGCCUAAACAAUCCCCAUCACAGCAACAACAACAACAACAACAACAACAGCAACAAACCUCAAAUUACACCCAACAAAAAGAGCAACAGAAACAACUACAACAACUACAGCAACAACAAAACUAUCAGAACCAGCAUCAGCUCGGUUACAGCUACCCUCAUUCGCCAAGCCAACAACAACAACAACAACAACAACAACAACAACAACAACAACAACAACAACAACAACAACAGCAACCACAACCACAACAGACAACUACAUCACGACAAGCACCACCACCACCACUACCACCGCCACAGCAACACCAACCACAACAACACUUGCAGCUAAGGUCGGCGACAGCAACCAUCGCUGCAGCAACUGCAGCAGCUAUAACGAUCUCGUCAAUAGCAUCGACAGUGACCCCGACAGAGACGAUCACAACGACAACGACUACAACAUCGACGGCAGCAAUAAGAGAUGCCACAGCGACGACAUCAGCAACGUUAUCACCGUCAUCAGCAUCCAUUUCAUUAGUGUCAUCAUCCUCUUCAUCUUCAUCGUUUUCACCUUGUCGGCAAAAUCCUUAUCAAAUUUCUAACUUUAGCUUCGUACAGAGUCCCUCGCAUCUUCGUUCUCAGACACACAGCAAGCAUAGCAACAACAACCACCUAAACAGGCAACAACAACAACAACAACAACAACCACAACAACAGCAACCACAUCAACAACAACAACCACAACAACCGCAGCUAUCAAAACAAACGCAAAACAUUAACUUUACUAGCAGUCCACUUUCUGGUACUCACCAUCAACAAACGCAACAGCAACAACAACAACAACAGCCAGCAUCGUCACAACAACAACAACAACAACAGCCUCAGCCUCAUUCUAAAUCGUCAGAGGCAGCCCAGGUUCAAAACUCAUUCAAUCCGGAUAAUUUACUGAAUGAUCAACUUGUUCAACUCCAGCCAAUUAUAUUUCCUAGCUACCGCCAUCUUAAUAAUAAUAGUAACAACAACAACAACAACAGCAACAACAACAACCAGCAACCUCAUUCUCAUCAUCAUCACCACAACCAACAUCAUUAUUACUCGCAUCAUGAACAACAACAACAACAGCAACAACAACAACAACAACAACAACAACAACAACAACAGCAGCAACAACAGCAGCAGUUUCAUGUGGAAAGGGAAAAAGAGAAAAGAAACAACGAUGGCGGCAGCGACGAGAGAGAAGAGAAAGGAAGACGAAGAAAAGAGAAAGGGGAGAGAGAAGAGGAAGAGAGAGGAAGAGGAGGAGGAAGAAAGGCGAAAGAUGAUUACGACGAUGACGAAGAAGAUGAUAUCGAAGAGGAGAGAGAACAACAGCAACCCCUAUUGUCUUCUUCGCCGCAGACACCACCAAGCCACGAGUAUGAGCUGGCAAACAGCAUCUCCUGGUUCACCGCCAGUGAAUCGUAUGAGAGGAGAAACACGUCGUACAGCGGCAUAGCUGCCUCUACCAUCACCAACAUGUCUGAAUUAGCAGAUGGAAGUUGUUACAGCCUGUCAACACACCAAAAUCCUACUCCGGCCUCCUGCAAUGUGCUCACACCAGAAGCAGACAGCGAUAUCACAGAAAGUUUCCGUUCGGUUCGAGAUGAACUUCUCACUGGUUCCACCGAAUAUCUGCCAGCCACCGACGGAGGUUUCGGGUUUACGUACGGAAGUGGUACGGGCAACCCUUUCGUGACAAGUGGCGGCGUUGUGACACAGGAUCAUCGACGUCGCAGUGGCGGUUCGCGCCUCGGUCUGGGCGGUUACCGUGCCACCAACACCGGCAUCAAUUCGACGGUUGCCGCCACCGCCGCUGCCGCAGCCGCACACGCCGCCGCAGCAGCCACUAACUCGUUGCUGCACCGACAACCUUACUACAGCGUCACUCCCACA
Octopus bimaculoides (California two-spot octopus) is the source of this 3699-nucleotide messenger RNA. RefSeq lists its product as uncharacterized. Gene Ontology annotation, biological process: action potential; protein homooligomerization; potassium ion transmembrane transport. The record is from RefSeq and is a predicted model, not a curated record. Gene Ontology annotation, cellular component: voltage-gated potassium channel complex; postsynaptic membrane; dendrite membrane. Gene Ontology annotation, molecular function: delayed rectifier potassium channel activity; protein binding. NCBI's taxonomy places the organism in Eukaryota, Metazoa, Mollusca, Cephalopoda, Octopoda, Octopodidae.